AACUUUUGUACGUGCUGGUUGUCGAUGUCCAUUUGUUGUGUCUUGACUAGGUUAGCUAGGUUAACCUAUCGCAUAAAUAAUAAUCGUCUUGUGCUCUAGGUAAAAUUCGUCUGAGAGUAUAAGGAUCUGCAUCUGUAACUGGGUCAUGUUAUGUUUUUAUAUGUCAGGGUCAGGACGGACCUUUGUAAAUAUGUCCACGGAUCGGGUAACUCAUUGGUUUAGUAGCGACUAAAGUCAACUAAAGUGGCGGAUUUUUAUCGUGUUUAAAGCUUGUCAUAACGACACAUUUCGGAAAGAAUUUGGUAGGCCUCCGUCGUGUGUCAAUGGUUUUGCGUAGUUUACUGUGGAGGCAGGUACUUCUUUCAAAGUGCCAUUUCUUCUGGAGUUCGGACAUAGCAAGAAGAAUGGCUUCCUCACAUCCUUUGGCAGCUGUCUGUCAGAUGACUUCCACCCCUGACAAGGAGGCCAACUUCAAAGUAGGAAAACAUUUGAUCAAGCAGGCCAUGCAGAGCGGGGCAAGCAUGAUCUUCCUCCCUGAGGGUUUUGAUUACAUUGGCUCAAGUCAAGAAGAGACACUAGAGCUAUCUGAGAUCUUAGACGGUAACAUUAUCAGCAGAUAUGCCCAUCUAGCCAGGAAGCUGAAUGUGUGGCUUUCUCUGGGAGGUUUCCAUGAAAGGGGGCAUGACUGGGAGAGUGACAGACGGAUCUACAACAGCCAUGUCAUCAUUGAUGGACAAGGGGAGAUCGUGUCUGUGUACAGGAAAGGUCAUUUGUUCGAUGUAGAGUUAACCGAAAAAGGAGUUUCCCUAAAAGAAAGUGCUUUCACCAUUCCUGGGCCCAGCUUGGUGCCUCCUGUUCAAACACCAAUUGGAAAGGUGGGGCUAGGAAUCUGCUAUGACCUGCGCUUCCCUGAGUUGUCACUGGCUCUCCAGCAUCAUGGGGCAGAGGUUCUCACAUAUCCAUCUGCAUUUACCGUGGCAACAGGGACUGCCCGCUGGGAGGUGCUCUUGCGGGCAAGAGCUAUUGAAACUCAGUGUUUUGUUCUUGCUGCUGCUCAAGUAGGAUCUCACCAUGCGAAACGUUCAUCAUAUGGCCAUGCUUUAGCUGUGGAUCCGUGGGGAGUGGUCAUCGGGGACUGCGGGGGAGCAGAUGUGGGUGUGGCCCUGGUAGAGAUGGACAUGCAAAGAUUAUGGAAAACCAGAAGGGACAUGCCUGUACAACAGCACUGGAGAGAGAAAGGGUACUACUCUGGUCUGGACUAAACAUUAGACAGAUCCUUUAACAUAAUCUGAAAGUCAAGAAAAGUCAAUGAGUGGCAAUGUGAUGAACUCCUUUUUCAAAAUUACAUUACUAUUCUUUGAGGAAGAGGUUUGCCAUGCAGAUUUGUAGAUAUGCAGAACUGGAUCACCUGUUAUGCGUACAUCAGGACACUGCUUUCACAGUUCUUUGAAUUAGCAUAAGAUUCAGGCUUUGCUCUGUUAAUAGCUUCCUAAUAAAGAUUGGGGCUACUUUCCCCAUGGCAUUUA
This is a messenger RNA of Electrophorus electricus (electric eel), 1526 nucleotides long. RefSeq names its product nitrilase 1 (gene nit1). The record is from RefSeq and is a predicted model, not a curated record. Gene Ontology annotation, molecular function: hydrolase activity, acting on carbon-nitrogen (but not peptide) bonds, in linear amides. NCBI's taxonomy places the organism in Eukaryota, Metazoa, Chordata, Actinopteri, Gymnotiformes, Gymnotidae.